AUGAAGCUGCAUUACAUCGGUGUCCUCCGCAACGAGAGCCAGCCGGCUCAUGAGAUUGUCGCUGAGAAGGAGCUCAGCAGCUACUCGCGAUUCACCCGCAAUAACUAUGGCGAAUUCAUGACCCUAUUCGCAAAGACCGUCGCUGAGCGCACCCGUCCCGGACAGCGACAGGAUGUUGAGGAGCAAGACUACACUUUCCACGCCUACGGCCGUACAGAGGGUGUCUGUGGCAUCAUCAUCUCCGACCACCAGUACCCUGCCCUUGUGGCUCACCAACUUCUUAGCAAGGUUGUCGACGAGUUUCUCUCCAAGAAUCCCCGCUCCAGCUGGGCAACCGGAACGCCCACUCUCUCCAUGCCUGAGCUGAAGGAGUACCUCACCAAGUACCAGGACCCCCAGCAGGCCGACAGCAUCCUCAAGAUCCAGAAGGAGCUCGACGAGACCAAGAUUGUUCUCCACAAGACCAUCGAGAGUGUGCUACAGCGUGGAGAGAAGAUCGACGAUCUGGUAGCCAAGAGUGACGGCCUAAGCGCCCAAAGCAAGAUGUUUUACCAGCAAGCCAAGAAGCAGAACUCUUGCUGUGUUUUGAUGUAA
Messenger RNA from Fusarium poae, 594 nucleotides. RefSeq names its product palmitoyltransferase (gene YKT6). Gene Ontology annotation, molecular function: SNAP receptor activity. Gene Ontology annotation, biological process: endoplasmic reticulum to Golgi vesicle-mediated transport. The transcript is spliced from 5 exons. Lineage: Eukaryota; Fungi; Ascomycota; Sordariomycetes; Hypocreales; Nectriaceae. The coding region runs from base 1 to 594 and encodes 197 amino acids. The record is from RefSeq and is a predicted model, not a curated record. Gene Ontology annotation, cellular component: membrane; Golgi apparatus.